Molecule: messenger RNA, 756 nt
Organism: Babesia bigemina
Lineage: Eukaryota; Apicomplexa; Aconoidasida; Piroplasmida; Babesiidae
Exons: 1
Source: RefSeq, a predicted model, not a curated record
AUGCCAAAUGAGCCAAAAAAGCUCUUAGAGAAUCUUUGUGACGGCCUUCAGACUUUCCUCGGCUUCGACUCUGCUUCCAAAGGCUACGAUGGCAGUGGUAUUGUGUACUCUGACCUAGAUAGGCUGUGUGACGGGGUGAUGGGAUUUUUGUAUCAGGUGCUUAAGGAUGUCAGCGAGAAACAGCCUUAUGAAUCAGGUAAGCGAAUGUUUUUAGACCGUUUAAUUCGUGAAAUAUAUGCCAAAUUAUGUUCAGGUGUUGAAGGCUUCAAGAGCGUCGUAGACCGUGUCAUCAGCAGGGUGAAGCAGUACAAUGAGAAAGUUGUAGACUCAAAUGACAAGGUAAGUGAACCGAUUAAUGAACUAUUAGGUAAGGUGAGAGACGAGUAUACCAAGUCAAUUACUAGCAUUCCAGAUAAAACGGACUUGAAAAUCAUGACUCCAGAAGAAAUCGGCAAGAUUGUCUCGCCCGUUGAUAAGUUGAGAGAUGCGUGCAUAAGCAGCGCAAAGUCAUUUGACACCAAACUUACUAAGUUAACUAAGCAUAUUAAUGAUCUUAAUUAUAAAUUGCGUGACAGUGUAAAAACUACGCGUGAGCGUAUUCAGCUUGAGACUGCACGUGUUGAGGCGAUGUCCAAAAAGGAACGCGAGAACUACGACGCGGUUAUAAAGCUGCUCGAAGAUUCCGCAGAAAACUUGAAAAAAGUGGUAAACCAAAAAGUUAAGAAUGAUGUGAGUUCGCUAGUCGCGGAGUUGAAG